UCUAAGAUGGAGUACUUUUAGUUUGGUCAGUGUUUUGUUAACAAAAACAAGAAUUAUGCGCAUUUUUGUGGGUUUUAUCGUGGCUUUCGUCGCGUUUGUUGGCACGGAUGGUUUGGGUGUUUAUGAGUUAAUUAAUGAAGAUGGUCAUCGUUGCUCCUGUCGAGGGAUGCCAAAACAUACGAUACCAGAAGUUUCUCAUCCAGGACAUUAUGGGCAAGUUGAACCAGAAUACCCAAUUCAUCAGGAACCUGAAGUUUUGAUUUCACACCCAGGUCAUCAAGGAGCUGAAGUUGAAUACCCUGAAAUAGAUUUCCAGUCUUCUGAAGAACAACAAUCUGUAAUUGAUGCUGCAGGUCAUGUACACCAACAACCGUCUGUUCAUGAACCAGUUCAUCAUGAACACCAAGUUCACCCAGAACCAGAAGUUUAUGUUCAACUAGACGACCCAAUUUAUGAGGAACCUGAAGUUUCGAUUUCUCACUCAGGGCAUCAGGAACAAGUUUACCAAGUAUACCAAAAUCAUCCUGAAGAGCCAUUUAUUCAACAUCCAGGAAUACAAAAAAUAGAAGAGCCUCACUAUUCUGCUCCAAGUUCAGGAUCAUUUGAAGAAGUUGAACCCGUCGAUCAUACACGUAAGUAG
Molecule: messenger RNA, 640 nt
Organism: Dalotia coriaria
Lineage: Eukaryota; Metazoa; Arthropoda; Insecta; Coleoptera; Staphylinidae
Product: LIM domain-containing protein A-like
Exons: 13
Coding region: 56-640 (194 amino acids)
Source: RefSeq, a predicted model, not a curated record